Molecule: messenger RNA, 2896 nt
Organism: Verruconis gallopava
Lineage: Eukaryota; Fungi; Ascomycota; Dothideomycetes; Venturiales; Sympoventuriaceae
Exons: 1
Coding region: 182-2407 (741 amino acids)
Biological process (GO): mitotic spindle assembly checkpoint signaling; attachment of mitotic spindle microtubules to kinetochore
Cellular component (GO): nuclear envelope; kinetochore; mitotic spindle
Source: RefSeq, a predicted model, not a curated record
CCGUCAGCACCGACGACGGAUACUACAGCUGAUUUUGUCAUUCUGCAAAAGUUGGCUGGCGCAAGACUUCCAUAGGCCUUCAUUGUGGAAGACAGGACCUGCGGGCCAACGCCGCCGAAAGGUGUCUUUGUCUCCUUAAAGUCAGCCUGGAAGCUUUUUCAUCCUGCAGCCGCGCGCAAGCAUGGCGUCGAUACGCAAUCAACCCCAAUACGAUUUUCUAGCGGGCGGCGACGCGCCGUCGCCCCCCAAAGCUCGGGCGAAGCGACAUGAAGACUACCGACAGAAUCAGCCGCUCCCGCAGUCCUUGCCAACCGAAGAGCUGCAUGCGCGCAUCCGGACGCUCGAAUACGAGCUGGCAACUCUGAAGCAGGAGAAGGAAGUGACGCAGCUGCAGCACGAGCAGGACGUGCGUGGGCUGCAAGAGAAAGCUGAAGAAGACUUCCGCCGCAGCCAGAAGUUUGAGUCUGCGAACGCCGCGAUCCAAAGGCGGUACGAUGCGCUGCUUCGGGAGAUGCAGGACGCGCAGGCGAUGGCCACAAAUGAGAAAUCGGAUCUCGAGCGCAGGUUGAGGACCGUGACGGGGCAAAAGGCAGCGCUGGAAGAGGAGCGGGACGAGGCGCUGGAGCAGCUUGCCAACUUUGAGCGCGAGAACGGCAGGAGCAUGGUGGAAACGGAGGCCAAGUACGCGUCGCUGCAGAGGUCCUUUGAUCUCUUGCGGGAGGAUUUUGACACGCAGGUGGCGGCGGCACAGGCGGCGCAGCAGAAGCUCGCGGAGAGGGAGUCGCAGGUUGGCCAGCUGGAGAGUGAGAUCGUCGCACUGAAGGCUGCCGGUGGCAGCGAGGAGGUAGACGUGCUGAAGAGGCAACUGAGCGAGCAGGUCACACAGAUCAAGAGGCUCGAAAAGACGAACAGGGCACAGAGUGCAGAGCUGGCGGAGUACCGAAAGUCUCACAAGAGCCUUGAGGUUGUGGAGGAGGAGAAGCGAGGGCUGGAGGCAAAGCUUAAGAUGAUGCAGACGCUGCGGGACGAGCUCGCGCAGUGUCAGCUUCGCGUGCAGGUGCUCGAAGAGGAGAAGAACAGCUGGGCUAGUUACCUGGACGGUCAAUUGUCAGACGAGCAGUUUGAAUCUCCUGCGGACUUGGCACGGGCAUUCAUGCAGCAGCGGAUCGAAAAUGCGAGCCUGGUGGAGCAAUUGGGCGCGGUGAAGCCCGAAUUGAACGCAAAGGACGAGACGAUUCGCGAUCUCGAAGAAGAGAGGGCUCGUUUGCAAACCGAGGUUGAGCAACUGAAAGCUGCUACCGCUGCCGGUGGCGGAACCGGUGGCACGUCCGACGCCAAGGCAAGAGCCCGACUUGAGAGACAAAAGGCCCUGGCUAUAAAGGAGAGUGAGUACCUACGUGCUCAGCUGAAAGCUAUGGAUGACGAGGAGCAAGAGUUCCACCCGGAGAGACACUCGGAGCAGGUCAGCAAGAAGAUCAAGGAGCUCCAAGACCUCGUGGACGAGCAUCGCGCUGAGCUGGACAAGUUGCACGCGGAACUGAGCGCCAUCGAGAAGCAGGAGACGCCGACGACACCUGCGGCGUCUAAAAAGCGGUCUCUCGACGAUACGCCAGAUGAACGGGUGGGCGAGCUCCUGCGCAAGAACCGCAAACUCCAAGAGGAGAUGUCCAAGUACAAGACGCGGACGGAAGUGCUGGAGGCUGAGGCGCGGGCACACAAGAAGCAGCUGGAAGGCCUCCGGUCCGACAAGUCGUCGCGGCACCGCAUCCUCGAGUUGCGGAACAAUCCGACGGCGCAAGUGCAGGCCAUCAAGCAGUCGACGCUCGACGCGCUGCGCGAGGAGAACGAGACGCUACGAGCCCAGCUUGACGGCCGGCUGCCGACCACUGCCGCCGACUCUGGCGCCAUUAGCGACGUACUGAUCCCCAAGGCCAGCCUGCAUAGCUUGCAGCUGGCGCUGCAGGCCAAGGAGCAGGAGCUGGCGUCCAAGGAGAAGGCUCAGAAGCGGCUGCGCGAUAUCUUCGCCGCGAAGGCCCACGAGUUCCGUGAGGCCGUCUACUCGCUGCUCGGCUGGAAGCUCGAGUUCCAGCCGAACGGUCGCGUCAAGGCCACCUCCAUGUUCCACCCGGGCAAGAAGGGGAAGAGUGGCGGUGGCGGAGGCGGUGGCGAAGGCAGCAAACGACAAGAUGACGACGCCGACGACGCCGCCGAGGAAGCGGGCAACUUCAUCGUCUUCGACGGCGAGAACGCAACGAUGAAGAUCAGCGGCGGCGUCAGAAGCGAGUUCGCCAACGAGAUCAAGGGCCUGGUUGACUUUUGGGUCGACGGCCGCGGCCAGGUGCCGUGUCUGCUGGCGGCCAUGACGUUGGAGUUCUUCGAUCGGUAUCACGAUCAAAAGGGCAAAUGAAUUUGGAGUCUGGGGAGCCCCGCGGGGGAGGUGCCGUUUUGCACGCCUUUCGCAUUGUGCCUUGUGCCUCGUGUUUCCCGCCCUCUUGUGCUGAGAUGAGCGAGCCAAGAAUCGAAAGCGGGAAGUGAGCGAAGCAGCGCGGUGUUUUGUUAACUUUUUGUAUGUUCCUAAGAUGGACUGAGACAUGGAUGAAUUGGGGCCAGAUGACGACGCUGCUUCUGCCGCGACUAGUAUCGUUACUAUUGCACCUGCUGUACUACUACGACUACUACUGAAAGUACUAAUGGCAGCUGCCGUUUCAGAGCCCAAUGUAUCCCAAUUGUUUGUCUUGUGCGGCCGACGCUCACGAGCAUCAGUCACUCUGGAUAACUCAUCAACGGAAGCAUGCCAAUUUCAUCCGUCACGUCCGUCAUCCUCUCGAGCAGUUCAACCUAAUCUCUGCCCAUCCCGAGCUAGACGUAGCGACGGGCCCGGUUGCGCGGAGCCCAC